Molecule: messenger RNA, 4264 nt
Organism: Eruca vesicaria subsp. sativa (arugula)
Lineage: Eukaryota; Viridiplantae; Streptophyta; Magnoliopsida; Brassicales; Brassicaceae
Source: the annotation of a GenBank genome assembly
CUCUCUCUCUCAUUCUUGACUUCUGUUUCAGACUCUCAAGAGAGCGCGCCUGCCUGCAAACCUCAGCACCGAGAGAGAGAGGUUGAAAGCAUAUCACCAAGCCCUACACUCCGUUGUUACUGAUUCUCAUGGAGAAUCUCUCUCACUCUCGCAGUAACCCAAACAGGUCAAAGAAACCAUCUCACAACGUUAACGGCAAAACAUCAAACACAGCCACAACAUACGACGACGUUUUCGGCGGUCCUCCUAGGUUCGGACCUCCAACUCUAUCCCCUCGUCUCGAAGACUACUGCGAAAUCUUCUCAGGGUUCAACGGCUCCUCACGCGCCGCCGUCUCCUCGAUUCCGGUCCUCGAUCUCCCCAUCGUCGACGAUAGUAAAGGUGUCUACUUUGAUGUCCGGAGAGAGAGUUUCGAUUACAGAGAAGUCUUCGGAGGUUUCAAUGAUCUCGAUUUCGCUCCCUCCUACGAGGAGCUCUUUAUGCAGAGGAGGUCUACUACGGUGGCUGAUGGAGAUUCCUCCGACGAUGCUUGGACUCCUGAAGAAGUAGAGACAGAGCAUUCUGAGAAAAGUCCUUCCUUUUCUAACGGAAGAGAUUCUUAUGAUUCGGUUGAUGGAUGUACGGAGUUCAACAUCUCUUAUAACAAAGCUACUCAGAUGAACGGGACAAGCAUCUCCGGUGGUGUGACACGUGUAGCUGAUCUUGGUGGUUAUACUGUUGCGGUUGAUGAGAUGGUUGGUGGGAAGAAAGAGACGGGUCCCUCUUCUGUUGGGAGAGGUGAGAGUAAUAAAUAUGUCUUUGAAGAUAAGGAUGAUCAAAAGUAUUAUGCUAGUGAACCUUUUGUGACUGUUUCUGAGAUUGGUUUGAGGACUCAUCCUACUGGUAUACCACCUCCUUCGAGACCACCUCCUGUGUUGAUGAAGAGUGAUUUUAGAAGGUCGGGUUCUAAUUCUAGAACUACUGGAUCUGAUGGGUCCAUGGAUGGGAGUUCUCCACCGUUUUUUGAUGUUGAGGUUGAUGCAAGUUCAGCUGCUGUGAGAGACGCUAUGGUUAAAGCUGAGGCUAAACUUAAAAGUGCAAAAGAGCUGUUUGAAAAGAAGCAAACCUCCAUGAAUAAUAGAAUGAGCGAGGAAGGGAAAUCGAGCCAUGCAGCUAGGAAACCUCUGAGGGCUGAGCGUGGAAGUAAGUCUCUUUCUUCUCAAGGGUCUGUAAAUUCUGAUGGAAAUGAGGAAUGGGAAGAGGCUACACAAUUUGUUGAAUUGGUGAGAACAGAGCAACCUAGAAAUGCUGAUGAGAACAGUGGUGGAGAAGAUGUUUCUUUUCCUCUUAAUUCCGGGUUUUUCGAUCAGAAGCUGAGCAGAGCAAAAGGAGAUAGGGAGGAUCAUGAAGGCAAGAAGUUGCCAAAACACCCUGGAACGAGAAAGGUAGCGUCUAGGCAUAAGAGACACGAGGACAGGCAUGCAAAAAGAGCUACUGAAGAGCCAAAGAAUGAGAAGUUGAGAGAUGUUGAGCUGCAAUUUGAGAUAGGCAACAGUUUAACUGAUCAUGGUGGAAUAGUGAAACAAAGAAACCUGAUUAGGCCAGAAGAAAACAAGCACUUUAGUGGAGAAAAGCUAGCAAAGCCAAAGAACCAGGAUUGUGUGUUUGAUUGGGAACAAAAUGCGAGAAAGCUCAGGGAGGCUCUUGGUCUAUCAGAUAAUGAAAGCACGCUAGAGGUUCCCCUGGGAAUGAAUGGCGAAAUGGACGAGAGUGAGACAAAACUGAAGGAGGCUUUGAGGCGUGUGGAGGAGGAAACUAGCUCUAAAGAGGCUUGUGUAAUGGAAGAAAGAGAGAAGGCAGAAAAUGAGAAAAGACUACACGCAGCUUUGGAGCAAGAAGAGAAGGUCAAAAAGCUUAAGGAAGCUCGUGAAAAAGAAGAGAACGAACGAAAAGCGGCAGAGGCUCGCCAAAAGGCAGAAGAAGAAAAGAAAAUGAAAGAACAAGAAGAGUAUGAAUUGCGGCUAAAAGAAGCCUUUGAAAAGGAAGAAGAAAACCGUAGAAUGAGAGAGGCUCGCGAUAAGGCAGAACAAGAAAGGAGAAGGAAAGAACAAGAAGAGUAUGAAAGGAAGCUAAAAGAAGCUUUUGAAAAGGAAGAAAAGAACCGUAAAAUGAGAGAGGCCCGUGAGAAGGCAGAGAAUGAAAUGAAAAUGAAAGUUGCACUUGAACAAGAGAAAGAGCGGAAAAGAAAAGAAGCACGUGAAAAAGAAGAAAACGAACGAAGAAUAAAAGAGGCUCAUGAGAAGGCAGAGAUGGAAAGGAGGAUGAAAGAGUUGCAAGAGAGGGAAGCAUAUGAGAGGAGGAUGAAAGAGUUGCAAGAGAGGGAAGCAUAUGAGAGGAGGUUGAAAGAGGCUCUUGAGCAGGCAGAGAAUGAGAGGAGGUUGAAAGAGGCACGUGAAAAAGAGGAGAAUGAGAAGAAGCUGAAAGAAGCUAUUGAGCUUGAAGAGAAAGAGAAAAGGCUGAUAGAAGCUUUUGAGAGGGCGGAGACUGAGAGAAGACUGAAAGAGGAGCUCGAGCAAGAAGAGAUGAGGCUGCAAGAGACCAAGGAAAGAGAAGAAAGAGAAAGAACACUGAGAGAAAAUCAAGAGCGCCAGGAAAAGGAAAUGAAACAACAUAAAGAUACAAGAGAAGCGAGAGAAGGAGACACAUGUGAAAUGGAGAAUACGUGUGAAACCACCAAUGAGAAUGGAGGGCAAUGGUUGAAAGAGAAUCUUAGCGCCAGUUCAGAAGAGGAUGAGAGAGUAGAAAACCACGAACCAGUGAACAAGGUUCUAGUGGAAGAAGGACCAAGCCAUAGAGUCUCUGUGUCCGAAGAAGACUGUCACUGGAAGGUAUUUGAAAAGAAUCUUAAAGAUGCAAGUCAAAAAGAAGGAACCAGUGAGGUGGAUGCUGAAUCUAGAAAGCUAAAUGGAGAAUCAGGUGAGGAAUCCGCUUCUGUGACUAACAAUGUCCAAGGAGGAAAGCUCAACCAGAAAAGCAAAAAAUCUGAAAGCAAUGGGAGUGUUGGUGGUGAUCAAAGGAAUCCAGAGGAAAGCAAGUGUGCUACUAACAAAGCAUCCUCUGGUUUCAGAAACCAUGAAGAUGCAAAAAUAGAAAGACCACUGCCUUCUAGAGUAUACGUGCAACGCGAGAAAGAAGCAGAGAGGCUAAAGCGAGAACUAGACACUAAGAUGGAGCGUCUAAGAAAGAUAGAGGAAGAAAGGGAGAGGGAAAGGGAGAGGGAGAAGGAUCGAAUGGCUUUUGAUCAGAGAGCCUUGGCUGAUGCACGUGAAAGAUUGGAGAAAGCAUGUGCUGAGGCCAGAGAGAGGUCUUUCCCUGAUAAGGCAGCAAUGGAGGCAAGGCUUAAAGCAGAACGUGCAGCAGUAGAGAGAGCCACCGCUGAAGCUCGUGAACGUGCAGCUGAAAAGGCUGCUUUUGAGGCAAGAGAUCGGAUGGAAAGAUCAGUUUCUGAUAAGCAGUUUCAGAGUUCAGGUUUGUCUGGUGAGCGGAUGGAAAGAUCAGUUUCUGAUAAACAGUUUCAAAACUCAGCCUCUUUUGGUGCUUCAAGAUUUCAAAACUCUCCUGGUGCUGAUGGAGAAUCACCUCAAAGGUAUACAUCGAGACUAGAAAGGCAUCGAAGAACAGCUGAUCGUGUGGCUAAAGCUUUAGCAGAGAAGAACAUGCGUGAUCUCGUGGCUCAGAGGGAACAAGCAGAGAGAAAUAGGAUUGGUGAAACCUUAGACGCGGAAGUAAAGAGAUGGUCAAGUGGGAAAGAAGGAAACAUAAGAGCAUUACUCUCAACAUUACAAUACAUCCUCGGUUCUGAAAGCGGUUGGCAACCAAUACAUUUAACAGAAGUCAUAACAUCAGCAGCUGUGAAACGAGCUUACAGGAAAGCAACACUUUGUGUUCAUCCAGACAAGUUACAGCAACGAGGUGCAAACAUUCACCAGAAAUAUAUCUGCGAGAAAGUCUUUGAUCUUCUUAAGGAAGCUUGGAACAGAUUCAACUCAGAAGAAAGGUAGAGAGAGAGAGCCCCUUUGUGUUGUGGACUUUGACCUCCUUGGUAUAUUGCUCAGAAGAAAAGGCUUUGAUUUUUUUCUUUUCCUUUUUUAUAUAAAAAUUUGUAAAGUCGUGCUUAUUAACAAAACAAUUAUUCAUUUAAUCUGACCAGCUUUGAACAAUCAAAACGUGUUAUUCGUUUGUUUGACCUAAUGAAAUUACAAGCCAAGUCUCGUGGAUUGUGUUA